AUGAGCUGGUCCGAGCUGCCAGCCGAUCUCGUAUCGGGGAUCGCCGACAGGAUCACCGAGCACGCAGACCUCGCGCGCUUCCACUCGGUGUGCCCAUCCUGGCGCUCGGCCUCCGCGGCCCAUGCCGCCCGUCGCCGCGUCCCACUGCUUCUCGUCCCCUCCAUCUCCAGCGCCAACCACGGUCUUUGGUCCCACGCCGACGACAGGAUCGUGGAGAUCUCCGUCCCCGCCACCAGCGGUUUCUUCUUCCUCUUCGCUUCGCCGCGCGGCUGGACGCUCGGCGUGACCCACGACGGCGCCUCGGCCAAGCUGCUGCACCCCAUCACCGGCGCGUCGGAGAGCCUGCCCAAGCUGCCGCCAUCGUUCUUCCGCGACGGCGAUCGGAAGAUCCUCCGUGACAUGGUUUGGGAUCGGUCGCCGGACGCGAUCAUGGUCUCGCCGGGAAAGGGCGCCUUCUUCUGUCGGCUGCCCCCGUGUGGCGGCGGCGGAUCGUGGAGUCCGGUCGCCGGGUGCUCGCUGCAGAACGCUGGCCGUGUCAGCAGCAUCACCUACUGCGACGGCACGUUCUACCUCCUGGACGGGAGCACCCGCAGGGUCAUGGCCGUGGACGGCACAACCUUCGCUGUCGCCGGCGGAUAAAUUUCCUCCAGCUCCGCCCCGGUCAUGGUCUUGCCAGCGCGCUUCUGGCUCGAACCCAACUCCGUGCUCGUUGCGUCGUCCGGCGAGCUCCUUCUGAUCGUCAGGACGAGCCUCUUGCUUGAAGUAGUAUAUCACAGCUCGGAGGGCUUUCUCAAGAUCUUCCGCGCGGACGUCCGGGGCCCGGCAGCCGCGUGGUCGGAGGUCACCGACGGCAGCGGCAUCGGUGACCGCGCCGUGUUCUCAUAA
Molecule: messenger RNA, 885 nt
Organism: Lolium rigidum
Lineage: Eukaryota; Viridiplantae; Streptophyta; Magnoliopsida; Poales; Poaceae
Molecular function (GO): protein binding
Source: RefSeq, a predicted model, not a curated record